Messenger RNA from Folsomia candida, 870 nucleotides. Its product is annotated as chromobox protein homolog 3. The record is from RefSeq and is a predicted model, not a curated record. Lineage: Eukaryota; Metazoa; Arthropoda; Collembola; Entomobryomorpha; Isotomidae. The transcript has 3 exons. The coding region runs from base 488 to 718 and encodes 76 amino acids. Gene Ontology annotation, cellular component: pericentric heterochromatin. Gene Ontology annotation, molecular function: chromatin binding. Gene Ontology annotation, biological process: chromatin organization; negative regulation of transcription by RNA polymerase II.
GCACACAUAUUUUCUGUUGCUAGAAAACUCCAUUUAUUCAUACAUAUUUGUACGAGCUUACUACUUACUAAAAUAAUCUAUUAAUAUCAAUAUUGGGAGAGAUGUUAGAUUCGAUGUCCUUGAGCCCGAUUCGAGAUUCCCAAAUUCUGUUUAGGUGUGGUGCGUAGUAGAGUUUGGCUUCCUGCCAAAAUCUAUUUUUAGAUUGGGUGUUGUUCAAGCGGGGAGACGCUACUGCUAUGCUGGUGGCGUGGCCUUCUCUUUCUACUCGUCUGCCGGCUUGAAAGUUCGUCACUCAAGAAAACGUUCUGCUUCCUUUCGGAUCAUACUUUUCUUGUCCUCCGUUAAAAUUUAAAGUUAAUUUUUCUCUUUGGAAAUUGCUGUUAUUUUUCCAAUCACCAAUUAAGGACGCAAGUAAAUUCAUUGCUACAAGUCAGAGACGAAUUUUAAGCAGUUUUCUCCCUGUUAUUCGGUAAUUCAAGAGUUGAAAAUGGCUCGUAUCCCAUAUGACGCCGAGGAGGUGGACGUUUUCAUUGUGGAGAAGAUUCUCGACAAGCGAAUUGUCCACGGCAAGCCGGAAUAUCUUUUGAAGUGGUUCGGCUAUACAGAUGAGGAUAACACUUGGGAACCGAUGGAGAAUCUGGACUGCUACGAACUGAUUGAAGCAUUCGAGGCUGCAGGAAAUCCGAGGCUGAAUGGUCCGCGGCCGCGGCGUAAAUGAACGGAGGACCUCAGUAGAUUUUGUGACCGACCCAAAAUUACUAUUAUUUUUUGUAUCAACUAAAACAACCUUUGAUGCUGAUUGGAUUCACAUUUUCGAUUAUAAUAUUGCAUAUAAUGUCAUUAAAAUAAAUUUCUUCGUCUAACGCGUGA